UCACUGCAGGAUGUGGGUCAGAGAAGAGUUCAAACUUGUUUCAUUUGUCAGAAAGUGAAACUCAGACAGUCAUUGCCACAGAGAGCUGAAAUGGCGCAGAAAGGAGAUCAGUUGGACCGAGAAACCUUAUCUUGUUCGAUUUGUCUGGAUCUACUGAAGGAUCCGGUGACUAUUCCCUGUGGACACAGCUACUGUAUGAGUUGUAUUAAAGGAUUCUGGGAUGAAAAGGAUCAGAGGAAGAUCUACAGCUGCCCUCAGUGCAGACAGACCUUCUCACCAAGGCCAGUCCUGGUGAAAAACACCAUGUUUGCAGCUUUAAUGGAGCAAUUAAAGAAGACUGGACUCCAAGCUGCUCCUGCUGAUCACUGUUAUGCUGGACCUGAUGAUGUGGCCUGUGAUGUCUGCACUGGGAGGAAGCUGAAAGCCCUCAAGUCCUGUCUGACUUGUCCGGCUUCUUACUGUGAGAAACACCUCCAGCCUCAUUAUGAUGCAGCUCCAUUAAAGAAACACAAGGUGGUCGACCCCUUGGAGAAGCUCCAGGAAAACAUCUGCUCUCGUCACGAUGAGGUGAUGAAGAUGUUCUGCCGUACUGAUCGGCAGUGUAUCUGUUAUCUCUGCUCUGUGGAUGAACAUAAAGGUCACUACACAGUGACAGCUGCAGAAGAAAGGACCGAGAGGCAGAGAGAGCUCGAGGUGAGUCGACAGAGUAUCCAGCGGAGAAUCCAGGACAGAGAGAAAGACGUGAUGCUGCUUCAACAGGAGAUGAAGGCCGUCAAUCGCUCUGCUGAUAAAGCAGUGGAGGACAGCGAGAAGAUCUUCACUGAGCUGAUCCGUCUCAUCAAGAAAAGAAGCUCUGAUGUGAAGCAGCAGAUCAGAUCCCAGCAGGAAACUGAAGGGAGUCGAGUCAAAGGGCUUCAGGAGAAGCUGGAGCGGGAGAUCAGUGAGCUGAAGAGGAAAGACGCUGAACUGAAGCAGCUCUCACACACAGAAGAUCACACACAGUUUCUACACAACUACCCCUCACUACUGUCACAACUCAGCACAUCUACAGACUCAUCCAGCAUCAAUAUCGGUCCUCUGAGCUACUUUGAGGAUGAGGCGUUCAGGUACAGUGUUGAGCGCAGGUCACCCACAUUUUUGAAGCACUCAGAGCCGAAGACAUGA
Thunnus maccoyii (southern bluefin tuna) is the source of this 1164-nucleotide messenger RNA. RefSeq names its product E3 ubiquitin/ISG15 ligase TRIM25-like. NCBI's taxonomy places the organism in Eukaryota, Metazoa, Chordata, Actinopteri, Scombriformes, Scombridae. The coding region runs from base 91 to 1164 and encodes 357 amino acids. The transcript is spliced from 2 exons. Gene Ontology annotation, molecular function: zinc ion binding. The record is from RefSeq and is a predicted model, not a curated record.